Messenger RNA from Vombatus ursinus (common wombat), 3184 nucleotides. It is a transcript of the gene TMEM214, whose product is annotated as transmembrane protein 214. The coding region runs from base 46 to 2160 and encodes 704 amino acids. Gene Ontology annotation, cellular component: Golgi apparatus; endoplasmic reticulum. The record is from RefSeq and is a predicted model, not a curated record. NCBI's taxonomy places the organism in Eukaryota, Metazoa, Chordata, Mammalia, Diprotodontia, Vombatidae. The transcript has 17 exons.
UCUGUCUCUCUCUGUCUUGGGAGUGGCGGAGGAAGAGACGAUACUAUGGCGGCCACGGCAGCGGGAGGAGGUCGCUGGGAGGUGGUGAGGAAGGGCCGGCGGCCUGGGGGCGGUGGCGGAGGAGGAGGUGGCGGGAGCCGCCGAGCACUCGGGGAAGCAAACCGGUCGCGGAGCAUCGAGCUGGUCCCCGCCAUCCAGCCCUCAGGCACUCUUUUUGAGCUGGGCUUCCAGAAGGUGGUGAAAAAGCACAACAAGGAGCAAGUGCCCCCACCUGCUCCCACCGAACACAAGAAAACAGCCAAAAAAAACAAAAAGGCAGCUGCUCUCACCGACCAGAGCACCAAGCAGGGCCGCUUUCGCAGUCUGGAGGAGGCGAUGAAGGCUCUAGAUGUGGUAGCACUGCAAAAGGAAAUGGAGAAGAGCCAGAGCAUGUUCCCUGGGAAUCCAUCUGUAUGGGUGAAGGACCUAGCUGGAUAUCUCAACUACAAGCUACAAGCACCUCGAAGUGAACCUACAUUAAGCCAGCACACACAUGAUUAUCCCUAUUGCCUGGUGGGCCGAGAACUCCAUGGAAUCAUUCGAGGACUAUUGGGGAAAGCAGUUGGCAUCCUGGAACUUUUCUUUGACCAUUGUCUUUACACCAUGCUGCAGGAAUUGGACAAGACUCCAGGUGAGUCACUCCAUGGCUAUCGCAUCUGUAUCCAAGCAGUUCUGCAAGACAAGCCCAAGAUUGCCACCAUGAACUUGGGCAAGUACCUCGAGCUACUGAGAUCCCAUCAGAAUCGACCAGCAAAGUGUCUGACCAUCAUGUGGGCACUGGGGCAGGCAGGCUUUGUCAGCCUAACAGAGGGACUUAAAGUGUGGCUGGGGAUCAUGUUGCCUGUGCUGGGAAUCAAGUCUCUGUCUCCCUUCUCCAUUGCUUAUUUGGACCGACUACUUCUUCUUCAGGGAGUCAUGCCCAGGGCGGAAGUUUGCAGGAUACACCUUCUCCCCACCAUCUGUAGGAUGCAUCCCAACCUCACCAAGGGCUUUGGCAUGAUCGGCCCCAAGGACUUCUUCCCACUUCUGGACUUUGCCUACAUGCCCAACAACUCCCUGGCACCCAGCCUACAGGAACAGCUUUGUCAGCUCUACCCCAGACUGAAAGUGCUGGCAUUUGGUGCAAAGCCGGAAACUACCCUGCAUACUUACUUCCCCUCCUUCUUGUCCAGAGCCACCCCGAGCUGUCCCCCUGAAAUGAAGAAAGAGCUCCUGAGAAGCUUGACUGAGUGUCUGGCCCUGGAUGCCCUCAGCUUCAAUGUUUGGAGACAGCUGUACACCAAGCAUCUGUCACAAUCCAGCUUGCUGCUGGGACACAUCCUGGAGACUUGGGACCAAACUCCUAAGAAGAUGAGGAAGUCUUUGCAAGAAAUAAUUCAGUCCUUCAAAAUCACAAAUGAGGAGCUCCUGAGGAAAGGAGGAAGUAAUACUCAGGACAUUACAGCCUGCAAUACCAUCUGCAAGAGCCUAUUGCAACAAGCCCGUGGUCGUCGACUACCGUGGACUCAGCUGCUACUCCUGUUCUUGGUGUUUGUAGCUGGCUUCCUGUUACAUGACUUCCGGUCACAUAGCUCCUUCCAGACUUCCCUGUCAGCCCGUGUGUUACACUCAUCCGGCUUCCUGCCUGCUGGUGAGGAGGCCUGUGCCAAGCUCUACUACUAUGGUCUUCAAGGCUACAGCUGGCUAGAGGAGACAUUGUCUGUCUUUGGUUCCCAUCUGAUGGCAGUGCUAGAACCCAGCCUGCAGCUGGCCUGGACCCAGACCAACACAACAGUCACCUUUGUCUCUGCCUAUUGUGUGUCAUGUCUUUCUUGGGUCUAUGAGAACCUAGCUGGCUUCUUCCAGGAGACCCAGUUCACAGACUCGUUGUCACAUCUGCUCCUACAGCUAAGGGAGUUGCUACUGCUCUUGUACCACGACUUUCUGUUGACUCUGUGGCAUAUGUUACUUACUGCAUUGUCCCAGGUCCAGGAAUAUUGCCAGGAGGCCUGCAGAGGUGAUGUGACCUGGGACUGUAUAAAGACACAGCUGAGUAAGUUUGCCCACUGGACUUGGCUCUGCCUGCAAGACAUCACCAUUGCCCUUGUGGACUGGGCAUUAGCCAUGAUAUCCCAGCAGUAGGCCCUGCCUGAGCAGUCACUUGUUUCCAUUUCAGACAGGCCAGCAAAGACUGUGGAGGGGCAGGGGAAUAUGCAUGGGAGUGUGUGUCUGCAUGAAUGUCUUCUUUUUUGCUGUUGUUAACUUGGUGCCCCUUGUUUUGGCCUUAUCCCAUCUCCUCGAAGUGAUCUGCUGCCUCUGCCCCAGCACACCCUUUGAAGAGGCAUGAGCCUGAAGUAUGUCACUUCCAGCAGGCCCCUCACCUGCAUAUAUGUGCCCCAUAGAACUCUUUCUCUGACCCUAUAUCACACAGCUCUGUGUCUCUCCAUGCAUUCAUCUGGCAGAUUUUGCUCCUCUGGAAAUCUCUUCUUUACUGCCCUGUGUCCUUAAGGUACAAACAGUUCAACCACAAAGAGACUAAACUCACAGUCAGAGUUCCUUCCUUGGCUUCUCCAACACAGUCCCAUUGUUCCUGAUCUCCUGGGUCUCAAGGAAAUGGCACCUGGAAAUCUGGGUAGCAGGAGGAAAGGGCAAGAAGAGACCAGUGGACUUCAAUACCUAUUAUCAGUCACACCUUCAGCUAUAAUAACAGGCUGCUGAUAUGAGAGCAAGAGCCACAGGGGCAUUAGAAAGUACACACACAUCUUAGCACUCCUGACGAGGUCACCAAAGUUUAUCCAUUGGCCCAACGGUAGCAAUGGAAACAGACUCCUCUCCAAUCAGGAAGCUCAUUUUCUGCUCCUCAGGCCCCUCCAUCUCAGUCAUAUUACUACCGUUAUCCCCACUCCAGUACAGUGGGGCAGGAGAAAGGAUAAAGCAAGUGAUCAGGGAUAUGGGUUUCUCCUAUGGCUCUGCUGCUCCUUUCUCCUCUUGUCCCCAUCUGCCCCUCAGGCCUAGGGCUCUGCAAGAGUUCCAGUGGUCAUGUGCCUGCUCCCCGCCUUAGGCCCAGGGACCUCUUUCUCAAGCAUCCCAGUGGAACAGAGGGUUCAAGAUAUGACUUCUGGGUCCUGUAUAUGCCUACUGAAUAGAAUAAAGAACACAGAUUUGA